Molecule: messenger RNA, 5688 nt
Organism: Sycon ciliatum
Lineage: Eukaryota; Metazoa; Porifera; Calcarea; Leucosolenida; Sycettidae
Product: sodium/calcium exchanger 3-like
Exons: 23
Coding region: 483-3959 (1158 amino acids)
Biological process (GO): sodium ion transmembrane transport; cell communication; calcium ion import across plasma membrane
Cellular component (GO): postsynapse; sarcolemma; axon
Molecular function (GO): calcium:sodium antiporter activity
Source: RefSeq, a predicted model, not a curated record
GUCAACGUCGUCUACGUCUUCAUCUGUCAGGUUAUUUUACCUCACCUUGUCAAACUAGUGUAUUUUGUCGUAUGGUGGAGUGCUUUCCGUGCUUCUGGGACGUUGGCCCUCUUGUGCCGUGCUGCUGGCUGUCAGAACUGUUUGUGAAGUGACGGCUUGGCUUGGUGCUUUCUCAGGCUUGAUCAGGCUUGCUCCUGUCGGUGUACAUCGGGGAGGUGUUCCGAGGAUUUCGAAAUACAAUUAUCUGGAAUUGGAAGGAGGUGCCCAGGUGGAAGGGACGGCUGACGAGUCCACGGACUCGUGCGAGAGUCUUGUUAGUAAUUUUGGAUAGCGGCGAGUUUAUUUGCUCCCGUCCAUGGAGCGUUGGUCGUGGAUGUGACGUGGAUGCCCGUCCAUUCAAGAACAAAACGAAAUUCUCAAUUCAUUCCAUUAAAUUUUGAUUUUGAUACAAUAACAGAAAACAGCAGAUACUAAUCUUCACAAUGGCACUGUCGUACAACAACGUAACCGAAAUGUUCUCAUUAGUGAGCGACUUUGACAAUGCCUCGGGGUCAUUUCUGCUGCAGUCCUUCUCCAACAAGAGAGGAUUUGUCGUCGAGCUGCUAAAGAAUACUGAUGAUCGAUGUGAGAGCUGGCUGCUGUUGCCUGCUGAGAAUCUAUGGUCGCCAGAGGCCAGGGCCAUAUUCUGCUUUAUCGGCCUGGUCUGGAUGUUUAUGGGGGUGGCCAUUGUGGCGGACAUCUUCGUCGGCUCCAUCGAGGUGAUCACGUCGCAGAAGAAGCAGGUGACGACGUUUGACCCCGAGCGCCAGGAGAUGGUGGUGCGGGAGGUGCUGGUGUGGAACGAAACCGUGGCCAACCUGACGUUACUGGCGCUGGGCUCGUCGGCGCCGGAGAUCAUGCUCGCGACGCUGGAGCAGGUGUCGAAUCUCUCGCUGGACCAGAGUAAUGUGCAGGACGAUCUCGGCACGUUCACGAUCGUCGGCUCGGCGGCGUUCAACCUGCUGCUGAUCUCGGCCGUGUGCGUGGUGAGCGUGCCGUCGGACCGCGUGUCGCGUAUCGACGAGUACGGCGUGUUCAUCACCACCGCAGUGUGGUCGCUGUUCGCUUACUUCUGGCUCAUCAUCACGCUGGAGUGGAACUCCGAAGGCGAAGUGCACUCCUGGGAGGCCGUCCUGACUCUGCUCUUCUUUCCCAUGCUAGUGGCGCAUGCCUGGGCACAGAGCAAGGGCUGGUGGCGGAACAAGGCCAAGCGGCAGCGGGUGCGUAUCGUCGGAGUCAAUUUACCUCGCGAUGGUGACACUCGUGCUGUCGCUCUGGAUGACGUCGAGGAAACCCUGGGCAUGGAGGCUGACCCGGAUACUGAUUACUUACCCUUAGCACCAGAGCAUGACGAGACAAAGGCUGACUUUGUUCGACACGACGAUGAGGCCAAUCCGGCUGUAUCUAGUCCCAUGAUGCCGGAGCGGGAGACUGCAUUCGCUGACGAAGAGAUGGGUCUUGGUACGGCGGACGGUGAUCAGAUGAUGAGACGCAGAUCAUCCUUAUCACCGAGGCCAUCCAUUAGCAGACUGAAUGAGCCGGGAAACCAUCGUGCAAACUCCUUUCACGAAGCCAUGAGUCCCGACCACAUGGUUACUCUGCCCUCAUCCACUGUGAGCACACUGCCUCAGUUCGACACGGAGCCAAGGCGUGUGUCAGGCAGCCAGCAAUCACGGCCGUCCCCACUGGUCAGCAACGAUUUCAUUCCGGCGUCCGCUAGCGCCGCCACCUCUCCCACGACUAGCAACCGUAUCGUUGUAACACAGCCGUCCGUCGCUGAGCCGCCGAAAGAGGACGGCGCCGUGGACGUGAGGAUGUCGCCAUCACACGCCAGCCGCCGUGGCUCGCAUGCAUCACAGCAGCACACAGCCGAAGCGGCGGGCCCAAACCAGCAGCACGCCAAGCAGCCGAACCGCUGGUCACUGGCUUCGUUGACGGGCUCGCUGCGUCGCGCCCCGUCGCCGCAGAGGCAGCGUUCCCCGUCGCCCGCACCGCAACCCCCUCUCAGCCCUCAGCAGCAAAUGGCUGUCAAGAACACACUGAGCAAAAUGGGAGCAUGGAAGCUAGUUGGCCAGAAAACCAAGGGUCUGCGUACAAAGGACAGUGGUGGAAGUAUGUCAAGCACUCAAGGCACUUCAAGUAGUUUAGAAGGUGAUCAGCAAGUUGGGCCAAACAGAGCAAGAUUUCGGCAUGCCGCCAUGCGUGCUCUGGUCGGCACAGGCAACACGAGCUCUCCGGCCAAUAAACGAACCAAGACACAGAGUAUGGACAAAAUCGCACACACUGUACGCAGUGCUCAGCGCUGGCACAGCUUGAUACAGAGAAAGCACCCCGGCCGAAACAUCGGUGACAGCACAGCCCGGGUGUAUUUCCGUGAGCAGAGCUACACCGUCAUUAAGAGCAUGGGCAUUGUGUACUUGAUGCUGGAUAUCGCCAGGCCAGUCAAAGAGAAGCCAGGCAAUGCCAGAGCGUUGUCUACGAGCACAGCCCUGGCUCUACCUGAGGCUGGUAGCCUGGUGACUCAGGCUAGAUCCGACUCAGCCCUUCUCAAAGUCACAGCAAUCGAGGACGACUCUACGGAAGAGACACAGCCCAUAUCCGUGCAAUGGGAGACCAGAGAUGGCACUGCCAGAGGUGGAAAGGCCUACUUCAAAGAUGGUGGAACGCUGACCUUUAGCCCUGGCGAAAUGAUGAAACGCAUCAGCAUCAGCAUAGCAACGGAUGACACAUAUGAAACUGACGAGGAGUUCUACGUGGUGUUAAAAAGCGCCGAAGGUGUGAUGAUCGCCGAUCCAAGUAUUGCCAAAGUCAAGAUUGUCGAUGAUGACCAGCCGGGCGUGUUUACAUUCGAUAGUCCUCGGUACUUCACGCAUGACGGUGAACUGGAGAUGAAGUGUACAAUCGUAAGGGAGUUUGGUUCUGAUGGUGUGGUCGAUGUCAAGUAUCGGACGCUUGAUGGCAGUGGUCGUGGCGGUCGUGAUGCCGACGGUGACUAUGACUACAUGACGCAGUCCGGCACUGUGGUCUUCCAGUCUCGUGAAACAAGCAAGGAGAUCCUCAUUCCUGUCAACCCCAAAUCCACAGGCCAGCACAAGAACUUUGUCAUUUCGCUGAGAAGCGUGAGCAAGGGUGCGUCGCUUGGUGACCAAAGUGCCUCUAUCUGCAUCCUGGGUGAUGACGAUGAUCCGAUUGUCACGCGCGUUGCCAGAUUCAUCUCGCCCGAUGAAGAAGAGGAGAUCUCCUGGUCGUCACAGUUUGAAACGGCGUUGACGUUGCAGCGGGAAAUCGGUGAAGAUGGCGAACCCGAGCCGAUUCCAGUGCGCGUUCUCGUUCUCCACUUUUUCUCCAUUUUCUGGAAGUUCCUCUUUUCUCUCAUCCCGCCACGGCAUUAUUGGAACGGCUGGCCCUGUUUCUUUGUGUCUCUCUUGUUUAUUGGUAUCAUGACAGCUGUAAUUGAACAGCUUGCUACAAUGCUCGGCUGCGCUAUUAACCUGCGUGUCAGCGUUACUGGCAUCACACUCAUUGCUCUGGGAACUAGCUUACCGGAUACGUUUGCAAGUCGAGCUGCUGCUUUGCAAGACAAACAUGCCGACGCUGCUAUCGGCAAUAUAACAGGCAGUAACAGUGUGAACGUCUUCCUUGGCCUGGGUCUUCCCUGGGUUAUCUCAAGUAUCUAUCAUGAAGCUAAUGGAUCAAUAUACAAGGUAUCCAAUCAAAACCUGUCCUUCUCUGUGACAGUAUACGUGGCUUGUGCCAUUGGUGGGCUGAUGGUUUUGACAUUUCGAAGAAGAUUCUAUGGAGGAGAGCUUGGAGGGCCGAAGAGCGGCAAAUGGAUAUCCGCCCUCAUCCUUGUGUCUCUCUGGCUCCUCUAUCUGAUCUUGGCAGCACUGAAAGCAUACAAGAUGAUUGACGGGUUCUAGCCGAUUGAUGCCAGCUCACAUAUCAAGUUCUGCAUCUCUGAGAGCUAUCCGUGCAACUCAAAAGGUAGCUUUUGGCCACCAUGGCAAACCAUCUGCCACAUUGCUGAGAGCAGCGAUGGCAGUUGUGGUGUCUGUGCCAACAGACCGUGCGUGUGUGCACGCUAAUAUCUGCGUGCAUGCUAGCGCGAACAGGCGUCGUCGGCGGGGUGGUGUUCCGCGCCGUUGUGCCCGAGCACUGCUCCUUCUUGUGUGUUUAGAGGCAAAUCGCUGACCCUAGUUUAGUCCAGCACUGUGUCGGUGUGCUCAUUGUGCUCCCCGGUCGAGCACUGUGUUGUCCGCUUUUACAACCCCAUGUCGGCGUUGCAAUUGCGUCCGUCUUGUCCGUCGUCCGCCGUAGGUUCCAGAUCAUUGUCGCCAGCACCGCCGUAGGUUCGAAUUCAUCCCCGUGGCAGCAGUAUCGUACAUUUUACCCAAUUUCCAUGCCGAAGUAGUCAUCCAACCUACUCUUCAUCGUCACCCGUACCGUCCUGUUGAGCUCUAACUGCGUGCCGUCCAUACAGCCCUAUCCACGGCUUCAUCAAUGCUGGCUGUUGCUGACGUGAAUUUUUAUACUAUUUCUCUGCUCUUAUACCGCGCAUUGCAGGCGCCCUCUCCCCCGCAAUCAGUCAUAUGCAACGCUGUUCAUGUCGAUUUCCGUCACUGCUGUAGCUGCCAGCACUAUUCAUGUUGAUGACUGCAGGCGUAUUUAACAACACACCCGUUGCCGGUCUAAGCUCUCUCACGGUCUUAGCUCUUCCACGGUCUAAGCCACUAUGCAAAACUGCAGAAAAUUAUGCAUAACCACUACUACCACUGCAUUAGUUUGAUUAGGUGGCUCUCAGCAAGAGCAAUGAAUGAAGCAGGUCUAUACCGGAAAUCACACGCUCACACCCACCCCCAGCGAAAUCCGUCCAUAGUUUGGCUCCACCGGCACAGGUACUCUCGCUACAUUCUAUACGUUCAGCACUAGUUCCCGUACUGCCGUGCCAAACAUGGCCUGGCCAUUCCGCUGGCUCCGCUCGUCAUGCGAGCAUUCUGCUAUCGUAUACCGGUCACGGGUAACAUGCCAGCAUCAAAUCUUUAUACGUCUCUUUUUUUAAUAUUAUUAUUGUUAUUAUAAUUUCCUCUUCGCCUGUGGAAUAACUGCUAUUGAUCAUUUCGCCAGUGCUGCUCUCUGUACGUUCCUUUCUUGCCUUCCGUUUCUGUGCCACGGGUAUCUCGCUGGACCAUACGUGAGCUUCUUUGCUGCUUUUCUGUAGUUGUAUGUGUGAGUGUGAGAUGUGCUAUUUCUACUGUCUGUAGCUCUCUUCAGACGUUUGGCCAACAUUUUUUCUUCUUCUGUUUUCUAGCGUUUCUUGUGAAGCAGUUUGUGCGCUCGUUUAGGAAUUUUUCAAUGAUUUGCUAUCCUUUCCCACUUCCUGGUCGCCUGUACACAUUAAUUUUGUUGAUGUCCAUGCUGAUAUGCCGAGCUUUUGUAGGGCUUUAGUGGGUGGAUAGUGCGGGAUUUGCCGCGCCACCUCUUUCCUUCCCUUUCUCCUCUCUCCCUCCAUCCUGUCCGUUUUACUCAUUGUAUCUGUCUGGUCGUUUUCCUUUUGUUCACUUUCAACGGCGCUUUUCUGGAAUAUUCCACACGCCUGGUCCACAAACAUUUGGUUGUACAUGAUGUCCUAAUAAAUCCCCUUGUCCUGUG